This is a messenger RNA of Megalops cyprinoides (Indo-Pacific tarpon), 1552 nucleotides long. RefSeq names its product nuclear factor of kappa light polypeptide gene enhancer in B-cells inhibitor, zeta (gene nfkbiz). The coding region runs from base 278 to 1363 and encodes 361 amino acids. NCBI's taxonomy places the organism in Eukaryota, Metazoa, Chordata, Actinopteri, Elopiformes, Megalopidae. Gene Ontology annotation, cellular component: nucleus. Gene Ontology annotation, molecular function: protein binding. The record is from RefSeq and is a predicted model, not a curated record. Gene Ontology annotation, biological process: regulation of gene expression. The transcript has 9 exons.
CACCAUCCAGGAGGGGGCAAAGAGGCUAGCUGACCAUGUCCUGACUCCCUCAACUAGUCCCAAGAGACCUGCUUCUCUAUACAACAAUGUCCUGACUCCAUCUUCCUAUGGCACUUCAAAAGAGGAACGGCCCUGUUCUGAACCAUACUUGGACAUCACCGACACCGUACUGCAGACAAAGUCUGCUCCUGUUUCCAUAAGCACAUUACAGGUGCAGGAAAUUCCACCCCAGGCUGGACACCCAUGCUCCACCCUACCUCCCCAGGAAGGCAGCCCCAUGGAGAUUAAGGCCUCUUGUUUGUACUCUACCAUCGAUGCCCAGGUCCUGUAUCCUGGCAAGUUGUCUGAGGCCAUGGGGAACACUUUUCUCUCUCAGCCUCUCACCCUCCAGCCAAACCCCCUACCUACUGCAGUGCUCCACCAGCCCUUUUCCUUUGAUGCCCCCAUGGGUAUAUCCUUCUUCCAGUGGCAGAUUGAGCAGGAGGAGAAGAAACUGGCAGGACUUGCUCCAGAGCUGCUUGUAGCAGGGGACAGUGAUGGAGACACCUUCCUGCACAUUGCUGUCGCACAGGGAAGGAGGGCUCUGUCCUAUGUGCUUGCCAGGAAGAUGGCCCUCAUCAGCAUGCUGGAUGUGAAGGAACACAAUGGUCAGAGUGCUCUGCAAGUGAGUGUGGCAGCAAAUCAACACCUGAUUGUACAGGACCUGCUGACCCUAGGAGCACAGAUCAACACGGCUGACUGUUGGGGUCGCUCCCCCCUGCACGUGUGUGCUGAAAAGGGCCACAUCCUGACCUUGCAGGCCAUUUACAGAACCUUGCAGGCCACUGGACAGCAGCUCAACAUGGAAACCGUCAACUAUGAUGGCCUGACAGCGCUGCAUACUGCUGUGCUAUCCCACAACACUGUGGUGCAGGAGCUUAGUGAUAUGUCCAGUCGCUCUCCCCUGACGCAGGAGCUGAUGCAGCGGAGAAAGAGGCUUGGGGAAUGUGUCUGCUUGCUCCUGCUCAUGGGUGCUUCUUAUAAAACCAAGGACCAUAAAAGCGGGCGCACACCCCUGUACAUGGCUGCAGAGGAAGCUAAUGUGGAGCUGAUGCGUCUCUUCCUGGAUCAGCCUGACCCACUAACCAUUAUCAACGAGAAGGCAUACAGUGGAAACACAGCUCUCCAUGUGGUCAGUUCUCUGGAGGGGAGGGUUGCCCAGGUGGACGCGGUCAGGCUGCUCAUGCGACGGGGCGCUGACCCUGGUUCCAAGAACCUGGAGAACGAGCAGCCCAUCCAGCUGGUACCAGAGGGUCCCGUGGGGGAUCAGGUACGACGCAUCUUGAAGGGAAAAGGAGCCCAAGCCAAGUCUUACUCUCUCUAGGCCCCACAUUCUGUCUGUUCAGAACCACUGUCAGUUAGGCAGUCCAGUCUAUGUAAUCAUUUGCUGGUAUGAGGCAGAUGUCGGUUGUUUCCGUGAAACAGUAUUAACAUUGUUCACUACAGUGUAGUCAGGAGUAGUUUGAAAUGAUUUAAUUUUGUUGAAAUCAAUUAAGUGUGUGAUCCCCUUUGA